Messenger RNA from Capra hircus (goat), 4362 nucleotides. RefSeq names its product E2F transcription factor 7 (gene E2F7). Gene Ontology annotation, cellular component: RNA polymerase II transcription regulator complex. The transcript is spliced from 13 exons. Gene Ontology annotation, biological process: regulation of transcription by RNA polymerase II. Gene Ontology annotation, molecular function: DNA-binding transcription factor activity, RNA polymerase II-specific; RNA polymerase II cis-regulatory region sequence-specific DNA binding. Bases 236 to 2971 code for a protein of 911 amino acids. The record is from RefSeq and is a predicted model, not a curated record. Lineage: Eukaryota; Metazoa; Chordata; Mammalia; Artiodactyla; Bovidae.
AGCCGGGACCGCGGUCGGGAGCCGGAGUCGCGCUCGGCGGGCUGGGACGCUGGCGCUCCGCAGACUCCACGGGGUCCCCGCCGGCGAAGGGUGCUCGGAGCGGGGAGCUGCUCGCCUAGCUUUCCCCGCCCGAUGUCGCCGUCCGGCUGCUGAUCGAGUCCCCCAGCCGAUCCCGCUCCGCUGUGGGGCUACGGAGGUCCCGGGAGAGGCAGGAAGGCUCCUUCGCAGAGUGGGAAUGGAGGUAAACUGUCUAACACUAAAAGACCUGAUCAGCAGGCCGCCCAGACUAGAUUUUGCAAUUGAAGAUGGGGAAAAUGCACAAAAGGAAAAUAUAUUUGUUGAUCUCUCAAGGAUGGCCCCAAAGACGCCAAUAAAAAAUGAACCAAUUGACUUAUCGAAGCAAAAAAUCUUCACUCCAGAAAGAAAUCCCAUCACUCCGGUUAAGCUUGUGGACAGACAGCAGGCAGAACCAUGGACGCCCACCGCUAACCUGAAGAUCCUCAUUAGUGCUGCCAGCCCAGACAUGAGAGACCGGGAGAAGAAAAAGGGACUGUUCAGGCCCAUUGAGAACAAGGAUGAUGCGUUUACAGGCUCUCUGCAGCUUGAUGCUGUGGAUGACAGUGCUGUGGAUGAGUUUGAAAAGCAAAGGCCAAGCAGAAAACAGAAAAGCUUAGGGCUCCUGUGCCAGAAGUUUCUCGCUCGCUAUCCAAGUUACCCUCUGUCAACUGAGAAAACUACCAUCUCCCUAGAUGAAGUUGCCAUCAGUCUCGGCGUUGAAAGGAGACGCAUCUAUGACAUUGUAAAUGUGCUGGAGUCGCUGCAUCUGGUCAGCCGGGUGGCCAAGAAUCAGUAUGGCUGGCACGGUAGGCACAGCCUGCCGAAAACCCUAAGGAACCUCCAGAGGUUAGGAGAGGAGCAGAAAUACGAGGAGCAGAUGGCACACCUCCAGCAGAAAGAGCUCGACCUGAUGGAUUAUAAAUUCGGAGAACGCAGAAGAGAUGGCUGUCCCGAUUCCCAAGAUCCACAGUUACUGGAUUUCUCCGAACCAGACUGUCCCUCCUCAUCUGCAAACAGUCGGAAAGACAAGUCUCUGAGAAUUAUGAGCCAGAAGUUUGUCAUGCUGUUCCUGGUCUCCAAAACCAAGAUUGUUACUCUUGAUGUGGCUGCCAAAAUACUGAUAGAGGAAAGCCAAGAUACGCCGGACCAUAGUAAAUUUAAAACAAAGGUACGCCGCCUCUAUGACAUAGCCAAUGUGCUGACCAGCUUGGCGCUGAUAAAGAAAGUACAUGUCACGGAAGAUCGAGGCCGGAAACCUGCCUUCAAGUGGAUCGGGCCUGUGGAUUUCAGCUCCACGGAUGACGAUCUCGUGGAUGUUUCUACACCUGUCCUACCAGAAUUGAAAAAAGAAAUAUAUGGCCACGUUCAGUUCUGUGCAAAACAGAAGCUUGCUCGACACAGCUCUUUUAACUCAGAGCAGGCUUCCGAGAAGAUACAGAGGAAAGUGAACUCAGAACCCAGCAGCCCUUACAGACAAAAACAAGGAUCAGGAAUCUACUCCUUGGAAAUUGGAAGUCUGGCAGCUGUCUCCAGACAGAAAAUGGAAGACAACUCAGAGGUGGCAGCUUUUGCCAGUCAGAACGCGAUGCCUCUGUCGAGCAGCCUGGACCCUGCAGCUCCUCUCCCCAGCCCGUCCGUUGACUCAGAAUACCGUGUUAGCCCCUUGUCCCACCAAGUCCUCUCUGCGGCCCAAACAGACUUGAAGGCCUUGCCCGCCCAGAAUGGUCUGAACGGCCAAGGAGGCGUCUCCCUGGCCUCCGCGGCGCCGGACGCGGAGCACCAGCCGCCGGCCCUGGCGGCUGCCCGGCCCCUGCUGUACGUGCCGCCCGCCCCUCUGUUCAUGCUGUGCGGGGGCCUGCAGGAGGGACCGUCUCUGGGGUCAGGCUCGGGAUCAGGAGGCGGCGGCGGAGGCUCUGAGGUCACCGCAGCAGAGCAGCCCCCCAUGCCCUCAGGUCAGAAGCGCCUGAGCAAGGAGAGGAAGCCGCAGGUGGAGGAGGAGGAGCCAGCCACCAAGAGACAAAGCAGGGACCACGAGGACGGUCCCCUCUCCCUUGUCAUGCCCAAGAAACCUUCAGACUCCACAGACAUCGCCUCUCCCAAGACCUCAAAAAACAGGGGAUCUGCACCCCAUGAAGACACUCACAUGAACGGGCAACUUUCUGCAGCAAAAGCAGUUUCGGGAAAGGCUACCACAAACGGCUUCGUCUCUUCUGAGUGGGGAAAUCCUUCUAGAAAUACAGAGAUAGAAAAGCCUUCGAAGGAAAACGAGAGCACCAAAGAGCCGUCUCCGCUGCAAUACGUUUAUGUGCAGUCUCCAGCAGGAUUAAAUGGUUUCAGUGUGCUCCUGUCUGGCAGUCAGAGCCCCCAUGCUGUGGGGCUGCCUGUGGGUCCGCUGCCCCCACUCAGCGUUCCGUGCAUGGUCUUGCCCUCGCCACCUCUCGGUGCUUUUCCUGUUCUGUACUCCCCCACGAUGCCCGGGCCGGUGUCCUCUGCUCCCAGCCCUCUCCCGAACGCGGGACCUGUGAAUUUUGGCUUGACUAGCCUCGGAUCAACACCUCAUCUUCUCAUCGGCCCUGCCGCCCUGGUUAAUCCAAAGUCGUCCACACUCCCCUCCACGGACCCUCAGCUUCAGGGUCCAUGCUCACUUCACCUGAGUCCGGUGAUGUCAAGGUCCCAUGGCAGCGUCCAGCCUGGAUCCCCCGCUUAUAGAGGUCACCCAGCCUCCACGGUCAAACUACAGCAGUCUCCAGUUCCAGUGACCCCCAAGAGCAUCCGGUGCACACACCAAGAGAUGUUUUUCAAGACGCCUGGCAGCCUCGGGGACCCUGUCCUCAGGAGAAGAGAAAGGAAUCAGUCACGAAGCUCCAGCUCAGCACAGAGGAGACUGGAAAUCCCCAGCGGGGGCGCCGACUAACCUGAGGCUUCGCCCAGCAGAAGUGAGGAUCCAGGCACCUUUGUCUCUAAUGCUGAACCGCAACCAGCAUGCAUGCUUCCUCUCCCCUGCAUCCCCUGGUUCUAAUGUUAACUCUCCAUCCUCGUGAAGCAUCUACAUUCCUGCAAGUAAUUGUUCCCAAUUGGGCAUUUCAUACCAGUUAGUGUCCGACUCUACGUGGUAUCACAGUGGAAGCAUCAGCUGACUUCUGUCAUUUUCAUCUAGGAAUCAUCUGAUUGCUGGAAGGAAAUCUGAAUAGCCUCCUGGAACCUUGCGGUUUUUCUAAAGGGGAGGGGCGCGUCUAGCACUUAAGUGGGGUGAAUGUUCUUGAUGUGUAUUAGCACUCACCCCGAGUAGAUCUGUGGUGAGAGAAACUUCCUUUCUGCAGUUUAAAAAAGCUACUGCUUCCUUCGGCUUCAUCAGGAAGCCAGCUUCAGUUGUGAAUCCUAUGGUAUUAUUUAUUUUGUUCAUGAAGUGGGAUUUCGUGCAAAAAAGUUUACAUCGACAGCAAAACACAUAUUUUUCAGGGUAUGACGACUUGAAUGUUUGUCCUUUUUCCCUAUAAUUUGCCCUGCACUUACUUUACAACCUAGUAAUAAUGUGGAUGAAUAUAUCUACAUGACGGAAUGUCAAGACCAAAAUAACUGUGAAUGACACACGUUGCUAUAAUGAACUGUGCUAACCCAACCUGGGCGUGAGAAUUACGAUGAACUCUAGCAGCCAGAUAGCUGCUGCUCAAUAACUGUGUGGACAGUGAGGUUUUAGUGAUCAUUUGUUCAAAAACAAAAACAAAACAAACCUACCAUGUUCAUUUUCCUUCACUACGUGCCCUGGUGGUUUUUUAUUUAAAUGUUAACUGUAGAGUAUCAGGUAUGGGAUGUCUUCUAGCAGUUGCUUUUUAUUGAAUAAAUCAGGAUGGUAGAAAGCAAUUCUACAGAAAAUUGAGACCGAGUUGGGAUGUUUUAGUAGAAUUCUGGAGAAUGACAAUGUAAAGAUUGAUAUAGGACAAUAGAUGAUGCUUUUUUUUUUUUUUUUUUACUUGUUUCUUCAUGUUGGGAAGAGUAAGAGGGAAAACAGACACAUUAUGUUUAGAAUCCCAAAGUAUUCAAACCAGAGUGAUUUUUUCAUAGAAGUUCUGCAAAAUGAGAACAGAGAGUGCAGGGGAUCGUUGUUCUAGCAUAAAUGCAAUUCUAGAGACUUAUCAGUAUCCCUUUGUUAAACUGUGUUCCUUGAGGGUUUCAUUAAGUAGCCAAGCUAGAUCUUUGCUGCCUAGAUGUGUUGAUCUUUACCUUGUGGUCUCUUCAGAACAGAUGGCUUCCUCCUUCCCCCACAACCCUGCCUCCCUCUCCCCCUUCAUUUUCCCCUCCUCUCCU